Molecule: messenger RNA, 3794 nt
Organism: Phaedon cochleariae (mustard beetle)
Lineage: Eukaryota; Metazoa; Arthropoda; Insecta; Coleoptera; Chrysomelidae
Source: the annotation of a GenBank genome assembly
GCCAAAAUGGACGAAGUUAAAGCUCUCAUUCAACCUCAAGGCUCAAUAUGUAGUGAUUCAAACGGUGAUGACACUUCUAGAAACGAUGUACCUCCAAUGGACUCAAGACUGUGUUUAGUUGGUGACUUAGCUAAGGAUAGUAACCUACAUGCUGUUGCUGAAACAUUUGGAGUUCCUGUAGUGACAUCAAAAGAUGGACUGGAAUAUGCUCAAGAUGAUAGUUGCACCACUAUAUUUGUACUUGCAAACUUUGAAGGGGAUGUCUAUAAUAGAUUGUACAAAUCAAAACAGCCUCUUCUGGGUCCCCCAGCUCUCCAACAAUUGGCUGCCAAAAAGGAGAAGCUUCCAAACAACACUAGGCCACUUUUCAACUUGUCAAUGACUGGAGUUGUUGUUUGUUUCACAGGAUUCAGGAAUAAGGAUGAAUUAACAAAAUUAGUACCUUUGAUACAUCACAUGGGUGGUUCCAUCAGAAAGGAAAUGUCAGCAAAGAUAACACAUUUGAUUGCCAAUGUUGGUGGAGGAGACAAAUAUCAAUAUGCAGCUACAUUCAGAUUACCUGUGAUGAAUCUCCAAUGGGUACAUGCGAGCUGGGAGCAUAGACAUCAGUUGGAUUUCAAUGCAACUUCAGAUACAUUUGUGGCUGAUCACAAGUUGAGGCCAUUCCAUGGUGCCAAAGUGUGCUUUGUGGGUUUUGCCCCAGAGGAAGAAAAGCACAUGGAGGAAGUGCUGAUGAUGAAUGGUGGGACCAUUACAAACGUCGACGACCCAAAUUGUACACAUGUGGUAAUGGACAAUGCAGAAGUCUACACACUAGAAGCUGCAAGCGCACCACUCUCCCCCACCAAAGCCAAGCCCCAAGAAAACUCCCCGCCCCCCCAACCCAAAACCCCCAAGACCCCUUCCCAACAAAACAACAAUCAAAACGGCACGUUCAGCAACUGUUUCAAGGCCAGCCAGAGCAUAGCCUGCCUCGAAACGUUGCACGAAAACUCCCACGACAAUAACGAAUUGGACAGUAUUUGUUUCGACCAGAGUUUUGAGCCGAACGGUACUCCUCAGAAGCGCAAGAGGAAGUUCGCGUCUCCCGAGCAACCGAGCAUCUUGGUGAAGCGGAAAAGAGACAAGAGCUACAGCGAGCGCAAACGCAAGGUUUCCGAGUUUUUCAAGACGCCGAUUAGCUAUUUUUCUAAUCGUAGAAGGACGAUCGACGCUUCUAGUUUCAAUCAGAGCUUGAACGAAAGCGUUAUUUCGACGUCUGGGGUGUUCAACGUGGACACCGUACAGGAUUUGAGCGCGUACAAUGACACAGAGCUGACACCGCGUGGGGUGCAGAAAUGCCCCAAAAAAAACUUGUUCGCACGCACUUUCAGCUCCUCGAAGUUUUCAAAGAAGCUUCGCAAAAACGCUGAUUUGAAUGCCACAAAGCUGUCGUUCGGGGAGCCCAGUGACGUUGAUGGCAAGGAGAAGUUGAACGCCAGUUGUUUUCCCGACAUUUCCCUCAAUCCCGUUUCCUUCGCUAACAAUCGUGAGCUUAGCAGUGAGUUUGCCCGAGCAUCGAGGAGAACUUCUACUGUGUCUGCUGUGGCGGUCGUGGACGCCUCAUCGGGACUAGAGAGGCCCGACGGACCGGGUCGGGCGUGGGUCGUCAAGGCGGAAUGGUUCUGGACCUCGGUGCAGAAGGAGAUCAGUCUCGUCGAGAAGGAGUAUCUCUUCGCUGAUCAACCUGAGCAAGUCCUGUCCCCCGCAACGCGCCGAGACUCACACGCGCCGACGCCUACAAGCGCGAGCCGAAGGAAACGCAAACGCCUCCAUGAGACGCUCUCUUCUCUGGUCCAGCAGCCGCAAUCGCCGGCGCUGCACAAGCGACGCUCGUCGGUGAGCGACGCGGGCGUGUUGUCCGUGAGCGGCUCCUUUUUGGACUGCACCGCUAGUCCGGGCAAGGAGGCGCUAGAGGGCGCUGAUGUGUUGGGGGAUACGCCCAGGAAGGGGCUGACUGCCAGGCACCAGGUGUUCCUCGAGCUGCUGCAGACCGAGACGAACUACGUGGAUAUACUGCACACGAUAAUGACGAUGUUCAAGAAACAUCUCGAAGACAUGCCCGACGAGGAGGAGCUGCUCAACAACAUCGAGCUGAACUUCAUCUUCGGCAAGCUGCCGCCCAUCUACGAGACGCACGUCAAGAUGGUGGACGAGUUCCGGUGGACGUCCGCACACUGGAACGAGGACCGCAGCAUCGGCAACAUUAUCGUCAAGUACUCCACCGAGUUGUUGAAGGCGUACCCGCCGUACAUCAACUACUUCGAGGAGAUGAAAGAAGUGUUGUGCCAGUGCGACCAGACGAAGCCGCGCUUCCACGCCUUCCUGAAGGCGUGCCAGACGCGGCCGGAGUGCGGCCGGCAGAGCCUGCAGGACCUCAUGAUGCGGCCGGUGCAGCGGCUCGGGAGCAUCAGUUUGUUGUUGAACGAUAUUUUGAAGCAUACGCCAAAAACGAAUCCAGAUCAUUCUGCCUUAGAACAAGCUCUGGCUGCCUUGAGGGAAGUGAUGACCCAUAUCAACGAAGAUAAGAGGAAAGCUGAAGGCCAGGUCACUUUGUUCAAUAUAUUCAAUGACAUCGACCACUGUCCGCCCGACAUUGUCUCCUCCCACCGGAACUUCAUCGCCAAGGCAGACGUCGUUCAGCUCUCCUCCUCCGAGGGCCUGUGCAGCAAGGGCAACAGCCUCGCCCUUUUCCUCUUCUCCGACCGACUGGAGGUGUGCAAGAAGCGGUCGAGGGCGUUUAACGCGCUCAAGAGCCCCUCGGCGACGAUGGCCGCAGGGGCGACCUCGACAGGCGCGGGCAGCUUCCAGGGCAGGCAGCUGUCGAAGCCGUACAAGCACGUGAAGCUGAUGGCGCUGAACGCGAUCAAGCGUGUGAUCGACGUCAAAGAGACGGACGACUGCCAGAAGGUGUUCAGUCUGGUGUGCAGGAACAACGAAGAUCUCAAAGAGAAGCUGUAUUCUUUCGCGAUGGCCGACGAAGAGGCUGACAAAGUGGGCUUUCUGAGGACACUCACCAGGCAAAUGGCGAAUAACGCGUGUACGGCAGAUGCGGACAAAUUCAUGGCCUACUUGGAGCCGCAGCAGCUGGACAUCGGAACGAGCGAUGUGAGCAGCGGCAAUGGAACCCUAUCAAAGGCGUUUAAGUACGCGACGACGCGGCUCAAGGUCGGUCGCGCUUUCUCCUUCAACAAAACGCCCUCGAAGCUGAAGCGCGCCGUCUCGUCGAUGAUGUCGCCGUUCGGCAGUUCGACCAACCUGACGCCCGCUUCGCAGCUGGCGCAGAUGAAGCUAGCCAGCUACAGCAACAUCAACGAAUUGGGUAACGCAGACAAUGCAAAUGAAUCUCAGCCGAUGGCACCAAUGUCAGUUCAACCAACUCGAAAAAUGAAAUCGUCCUCUUUAGGUGUAAAUGCUUUGAAGCGAUUAUAACAUCUGAUCCAAAGGUGGUAUCUUUUAUUUUUAUUAAAUUUUAUCCAGUCAGUUAGAUUUGUACAUAAGUUUUAAUAUAUAAGAUUCAAUAUUUUUACUAGCAUUUCAUUUAAAUUGGAAUCGAAUUGUAAGUAGCUCUCCAUGCCAAUUUUAUAAAUUUACAGUACAUUCACAUUUCACUCAACACUAUGUAUUAUAUUUAUUAAUUUAAUUUUACAAGUUUAAUAGUUCUACAACUUGUAGUUUUAUACUGUGUUAUGUAAUACACCUCAUAGGUGAUAUUUAUUUUAAGUUAUGAAAAAAUAAACGGGUUAUUCAGCUUG